Messenger RNA from Podarcis lilfordi (Lilford's wall lizard), 11433 nucleotides. The record is from the annotation of a GenBank genome assembly. NCBI's taxonomy places the organism in Eukaryota, Metazoa, Chordata, Lepidosauria, Squamata, Lacertidae.
CUGCCAUUGGCCGCCCUCGCAGGGGCUGAUGGGAAUUGGAGUCCCCGCCGCUAGGCCCAUCUCUGAGGCGGCGGUUCCGAGGAGGACUCGAGCUUCUGGCUCCCCUCGCGGAGUGAGGCGGCUGGGAGGAGCAGCAGGGAGGCCCCGCAGGAGGAGGCAGAGGAGGGCAGCGGCGACGAGAGGCCGGGGAGGAAAGCGGCCUGGCCUCAUUCAGAGGGUUGCAGGUUUGGGGGUGCUGAUGGAGGCGGGGGGUGGGACUGGAGGGAAGAGGAUGCGGGUGGGGCUUGUCCCGGGACAGGGUGUCUCAACGCACGUUGUGUGUGUAUACGCAUGUUACUGUGUUACAUAUUAUUACUGUGAAUAAUAUGCAUGGAAACGGUUUGAAUCGCACCUUCAUCGGCUGCUUUAAUACAAAUGAUAUUUUUUGUUGGUUAAUCACAAUGACAUAUAUAUUAUCUUGGUGACAAACCGCAAUUCUAAAAGGGAUCCAGCGGAAACUUUGGUAGAGUUCUAUUUCGUGCUUACAUGCAUUGGGGUGUGUGUGUGUGUGUGUGUGUGUGGUUGUAUGAAAUACUGUAUCACAGCAGCAUUUUAUUUUUUAGGUCAAUAUAAAUGUAUAAACACACACUGCAGAAUAGUGGACACGACUAACUUAGUUCCAUUAACCUCUAGUGGGUCCGCUCUACUCUCUAGUAUAACUUAGCUGGGUAGCUGCUUAAAUAUCCUAUUGAAACUCACAGUGUAUGCUAAAGUUUUUACAGUUUCAAAACAGGCCCUUGUUCUGCUGGCAUCCCUCCUUUUGAGCUCUGGAUCACUGCCUUGACAAAGGCCUUAAGCCACUGCUGCUUAGUGUUCUUGUGCCUACAGAGGCAGCUGCUAUUCCCAUUUUAUAGACAGGGCUAAAGAGGCUAAGCAAGAGCGGCUGUAGAAGAAGCAGGUCUUGAAUCCAGUCCUGUCUUCUUCCCAAACAUUGGGCCACAUUGAUGGCCAACCUCAUAUUUCUUGAUUCAAGCAAUCCCUGAGAAAACCUGCUAUGGAAAGAGGUGUGUUGGCUGAGUCAAACUGUUUGCUUGUAGCUAUGGGUCCUUGCAGCUUCUCUGAGAAACGGAGGGGCGUGACUGAGCCUUAGAGUGGCAGCACCUUUCCGGAGCUUUAGACUUGAACAGCUGCUGCCAGGCAGAUUCUGUGUACACAAACACUGUCACUGCUCAUGACGGUGUUCCCACACAGUUGCAGGCUGUGGAAAUAAAGCACCCCGAAUCAACUGAUGCACCCUCAUCCCAGGUUCCUGACUUGCGAGUCAGUCUCAGCUGGCCACCUGUCAAAUGGGAGUGACCUGGCUAAUCAAUAAUAUAUUUAAAUUAUUUGCUUGUUACACCUUUGUCCUGCCUAAAGGGAGCCCAGAAUGUCAUAUUCACAGUCCAACACGAUAACAACAUAAAACACCAAAAGCACUCCUGUAAAAACUAAUAAAAAACAGUUAUUCUAGAAAGCAGAGAUCCUAUGUGGAGGUUGGGAGCUUCAGGUGGGAAGCCUUUAAUAAUGCCUGGAGAUCUUGGCUAAUCUUUUUUUAAAAAAAUAAAUAAAUAAAUACAAAAUACAUUAUUGUUGUUGUUAUUUUAUUCUUAGGUGGAUCCCAGCAAUGCAUCUUCAUAUUCAGGCAACGGGCCUUCCGUUCCUGACACUGGUGUCCUGAUUGGGGUUCUUUUCCCACUCAGGAAAACAUGCAUUAGGCUGUUGCCUUGACUUCCGCAUAGAUGGGAUAUCCAAUGGAUUUUCCUAGGGGACAAUGGAGCACACACCAAACCCUGAGGACAAAGUACCACAAAACAUACCACCCAAGGAGGCUGCUCGGGCUGCCAGACAGGAGGCGGGUGACAACGUGGAUUUCCUCUCCAAGCACCAGCAAGAAAUCCAGGCUUCCUUUUUCAACAACGCUUUGGAAAGCCAUCUAGAAGGGUUCCAGGCCCACGCGGAGCUCAGGUCAUUCACCCCAAAGCCUCCCCGCAAGCCCCCAAGACUUGAGCGAACUUCUUCUCUCGAUGAACUGAUCUGGCGGAGGAGGAGGCUCUUCAGGAUGAGCCGAGACAGCUUGGUGGAUCCCUCUGAGAUGGGCUCCUCCAAUGGAUCCCUCCAAGGGGAGAAUCCUCUGGGACAGAUGGCAGCCUCCACAAGCAAUUCGCACUGUGACCAGGAAUCCCUCUGUGGCUUGCAGAAAGCUUCGGAGGCGCCCCCCACCAGGCAUGGCAACUUGCAUGGGAAGCUGUCUAGAGUGAUGCCCACCCUUCCUCCGCCCCCUCUGGAGUUUGAUGGCUCCUUCCCUUCUCUGAGGACAACUAAUAGGAUCGACCCAGAUUGGGCGGAUUACAGGCUUUGCUCCCAGAGUGCCUUUCCAAGGGCAGGCAGCAGCUGGAGUGACACCAGGCUCCACAGCCGCGGGAUGGUUUGUGACAACUGCUCCACCACCUCCAUGAAGUCCACUUUCAGUCUCUUGACCCCCAUCCGCGUCAGGGAUGUGCGGAACAGGUAGGGUCCUUGUAGCGUGGGGGGAGGUCAAGAGGGGGAGUCAUGAGGAGCAUUCCUCCACAGGUACACUUAUGCUAAUUCUCACUGAGUGCUCAGUGAGGUGGGGACGGAAUUUUCUGUUGGAAUAAAAAAUCCCUGAGGUCGUCCCAGGGAAAGACUUAGGAACAGGAGUUAGCAGGAAUCUGAUAACCCAUUCUCAUCUCUUUCCUGAAAGGGCCCCUUAGAUUUUCAGAAUAUAUUUAUUUAAACUUUUAGUUCAUUUGCCUUCAUCUUUUUAUUUCCCAUAGCUUAUGAAUAUAUAUACACACAAAAAGAAAUAAAUAGCACUAAGAAGCACUAAGAAGAAAGGAAUGAAGGGGGGGGGAGCAAAUAAAUAGAAGUACAUAAUAUAUUUUACAGGAUUCCCAGUAGUAUUUAUGAUUCAGCAUCCUGCUAUAUUUUGUUACACCAGUACAUAAUAGAAGGGCACUACCUUUUAACUAGGUAAUUCCCCACCUGCCUGCCUUCCCUGACUCUCAUAGGAUGUUUCCCAAACUCUGUUUUUGUUUUGUUUUUCAUUUCCCAAGGAAGAAAGAAUGAGGAAAGCAAUCUGGGAUAGCGGAUUGUGGCAUUACAGUUGUCCAGGUGACAGCCUUGGCCAGCAAGGCCCCGGCUCCACUUAGACUGACAUGCCAGCCAGCGCCUUGAGGGUGCAGAUCUGGCCAUAGUGACACAUGCUUGAAUUACAUCUUACAGUUUGAUUUACUGCUGCAUAUUCUCAAUGGGACUCUCUUUGGUCUUGAAUGCAGUGAACAGGUUAUGUGUUGGGUUUUAGGAGUGUAUUCCUUCACUAUCCCAGUGGCCUCAUCAGCUGUUGUUCUGUUUCCAGACCCAUCUUUCAAGCACAAGAGUGCAGGGUGUGGCACAGCACACCUCCACCUGUAUAGAAACCCCACCCAGGCAGGACAUUAGUGCGGUUGCAUCACUGGGCAGUUUUCACUUCGGCCUCAAAUGAAGCAAAUUUAUAAUUAUUAUUUUUAAAAAAGAAAUAACAAUGCACUAUCUUUCCCUACAGAAGUUAUUUGGAAGGCAGCCUUUUGGCGACUGGUGCACUGCUGGGAGCAGAGGAAUUGAACCGGUAUUUUCCUGACCGGAACAUUGGCAUCUUUGUUGCCACCUGGAAUAUGCAGGGCCAAAAGGUGAGGGAAGAAGAGGGCUGGCUGGGGGCUUUGCCUGGUGAUUGGCCUUUGACCCAGGGAGCCUGGCUAAGUCAAGAAUACUUAUUUGGAAAGGGCUAUCAUAGCUCAAUGGCAGAGUACCUGCUUUGCAUGCAUAAAGUCCCAGGUUCCAUCUCCAGCGGCAUCUUCAGGCAGGACUGGGAAUGUCUCAUCAGAAACCCUGCAGAGCCACUACUGCCAGUCAUUGUAGACAAUACUGAGUUAGAUGGACUGACUCAGUAUCAAGCGGCUUCUUAUGUUUCUAUGCAUAGUUGUCUCCAAAAUUGUCUGGGAAGCCUCUUCCUCCCUCUGUCAUGCACAUCCUGCAAAUCUGGUCACAAUAACAGCUUUGCCCACAUACAGCAAGCAAGAUGGCAGAGUAGAUCAUUCCUGCUCACAUCCCUUGUGACAUUUUACAUGUGCCACUUAAGAAGUGUAAACGUUCCCUGGUGGUGCCACCUUAUGAUUCCUGUUUUGAACUUGUUUUGUACCUUUAUGGAAACUUUAUUGGAAGCACACCUGGAGUGCAUGAUGUGUGUCUGUAAACCUAAAGAACUCUAUUGGUUUAAUGAACCUGCAUGGGAUUGAUUUGUGGUCAGCUUGCUGGUUAUAUCCCCUUAACCUGUUGGCGCUUGUGUCCUUGAGAGUCCAUUCCUUCUCCUUCCCUAUCACCCUCCCACUUAAGUACAGUACUCACCUAGAGUUUGGAAAAGUCUUCCUUGUCUUGCAGGAACUUCCUGAGGUGUUGGAUGAUUUCCUGCUGCCGCCAGGCCCUGACUUUGCCCAGGACAUGUAUGUGAUAGGGAUCCAAGAAGGCUGCCCAGAUAGGUAUGGAAACCAAGAGAAGCUGGCUUUGGCCUCGUAACCCCCACCCACUGCACAGAGGGUGGUUUGCCUGCAAGGGGUCAAAGUCUGUAGCUGAGCACUGCCACAUGACCUCAUGCAGGGCAAUGCUCCCCUUGUAGAGUAUAGCCAGUACAGACCUCCUGCUGCCUGAUGCAAGUGUACCCUGUUUCUUCAGUUUGGAUCAUUGUCAGUGUCAGAAAUAAGGGCCCCGGGGCUCCUGGGAGGCAGGAGGCCUUUGCCUCGCCUCUGUUGUGGGCGGAGCGGAGAGUUCCUUGCAAGGAUUCAGAAGUCUGGGGUUGCAUCCAGUACUAGUCCUACUCAGAGUAGAUGCAUUUAAGCUGAUGGACAUGGCUAACUGUCAGGGCUUGAGUCAGGCGUAGGUCAGUAACAAACAAAAAAACAAAUCACCCGAGGCCAGUGAAGUUAAAUCUUUAUUCAAGGAAACGAGCCACAGAGCUCAGGCUUAGUGGUCUCAGCAACAUUUCCUAGGAGGUCUUGCCCCAGUGAAGCAGUUGCAAGGACUAAAGUUUCCUGCCUUCCCACCCCUCUCUAAGACUUCUUCUUUCCAGAGUUUUCCCCACGCAGUCACAAACUGCGUCUGCACACAACUAAUCACUGCUCUUUUCAUUUCUCUGUGCAUUCUCAAAGACCGGGUGAGGGGAGCUGGUCGCAGCAGGAGGCGGAGAUUCCCUGUAUUCUUCAGCAGCCUCUUGACCCCUCUCCUCUCUAGCAUCUGCUUAAGCCUCAGUCUGAACUGCCCUCUGCCACAGCCUCUUCCUGCUCACUAAACCCUCCACCUCUCCUACUGCGGACACCUCCUCCUUCCAGCCUGCUCCUUCUCCCUCUGACCACUCAUCAUAGUCUCAGCACAAAUCCUUUGGCUCUGAGCCUUCCUCCCUUAGGGGUUCCCUAAGGGGUUCCCCAGCUGUUGCCUCCCACCACUCCUCUGCAUCCAGCCAGUCCAUGACACUAACUUACGUUCAUUUAUUUCAGUGGGUCUGCUCUGAGUAGGACUUAGCUGGGUACAACCUAAAUCUGGGGGCACUGCUGAGGAUUCCCUGCACUUUUUAGAACAGUGUCAGACACCCCAUGUCAUGUAAAUGAGCCUGACACUUGUCACUAGCAAGCCUUUUUGAAACAUGUCUGGUGGAGUUCAAGGCUGGGUGAGGAGAAGCUCACGCAACAGGUUUCCUUUCCUUUGCUUCCCCCUGCCAGGCGUGAGUGGGAGAUCCGCUUGCAGGAGACGCUGGGCCCCCAUUACGUCAUGCUCUUUGCGGCAUCUCACGGUGUGCUCUACAUGUCAGUUUUCCUGCGGAGGGACCUCAUCUGGUUCUGCUCAGGUGGGGCUUGCCAAUUGGGUGGUCUUUGAAAAAAGUUUUAAGUCAUUUAUGGAUUGAAUUUCUUAUCGUUGAUCUUGAUUAUGUAGUUUUAGUAUUUUUGUUGCUUUGCAUUUUUUUUAAUUUAAACAUAUUUUUAAUUAAAGGUUUCUUGGUUUACAAAAGUAUGUGCAAUGUCUCUUUUUUCAAGUUACAUUUUCUACAGAUCAGUUUCAUUUGAUGAGACAUUACUGUUAUAUUAGGAAGAAAAGGGGGAAAGAGGUGAAGGGGGGAAUGGGUGAGGGGAGUGGGGGUGGGUGGCAAUGCUUCUACUUAGUGUAUAGGUGGGGUUUUGUGUCAGCAUCAGUUUUGUGGGUUCUCGUUACUAUUUGUUUGUGUUCCUUUGGUGGUGAGAGAGGCUGGGGUUGGCCUAGGGUGUGGUUGUUUGUUUGUGAUUGGCCAUGGUGAACUUUGUUUUCAUGUGUGAGUGGGGUGGGUGGGUGUUUUUGCAUCAAGUUAACCAUAUUGAUUUGUAUGCUAUUGGUGGAUUCUUGUCGUCUUGUUGGGCUGUGUAUGUGAUAAAGGGGAGCCAUACCGGGGUGAAGGUGUUUUCUUCUAUUUGUCCCCGUAUCAGUUUCAGUUUAUUAGUUAGUUUUUCGUUGCUUUGCAUUGUUAAGCUGCUUUGAUUAUUACUUGGAUAGAAAAGCAAGGUAUAAGUAUUAAAUCUAAUCAAGCUGGAUUUAAAUUUAUUUAGGGACAGUAUUUAUUUAUUUAUCCUUUAGGGGUCAAGGCAGCUUCCAGCAAAUUAAAUUAAACCAUACAUAAUAUUUUCUCGUUCUUACUAUGUUUCACAGAAUAGGACAAAAAGAGAAAAAAAUGUGCAGAUAAUAUAUUACUCUUUUUAAAGUAACAUUAAUAAUAAACAGGGUCUUAAUGUCUUCUCCAAACUUCUAAUUCCAAACCAAAAUUAAAAUUGCUCUUUUUUUCAGUAAUUCAUACAGAAUAUUUCCCCAUGCAUGGUUACAAUAAAUUAAUUUAUAUUAUACAUUACUGCUAUAUCCCAAAUCCUAGAAAACCAUUCCGAAGUAGGGACUGGGAGAUAGGAGAGAGAGAAACUAACCAUUUAUAAUCAAUCUAAUUUUAAAAAUGCCCAUAAAACCGCAAUAUCCAACAGAAUUAAAAUGACUCAAACCCAGGGGUCGGUUGUUACUGUUUUUCUUCAAUGUGAUGAAAUCUGCACCAAUAUAAGCAGAAGCUUCAACUUUUUUUGGAAGGAAAGUCCCUUGUUUAACCACCACCACUGGCCUGUGAUCUUGGUUUAUGCCAGAGGUCAGGGUUGGCCAGGAGUUGGGUGCAUUACCUGUGACAGGCAUUCUCUCCCUCCUUCCUUCCAGAGGUGGAAUAUGCCACCGUGACAACUCGCAUUGUGUCUCAGAUCAAGACCAAGGGGGCCCUCGGAGUUUGCUUCACCUUCUUCGGCACUUCCUUCCUCUUCAUUACCUCCCACUUCACGUGUGAGUAUCUCCCCAGGCCCCCAUCCCCAUAUAUAAGCAGCAGAUGGGGCAAGGAACACUGCUGUCCCUUCUUUCCAGGAUCAAUGGUUUGAAUGGGACUUAUCACCAACAUCUCAUUUCAAGAGCAGGUGCUAAAAUGAACCAUGCAGAUCAGGCUGGGUAUUUGUGGAAUAUGGGACUGUGUGUCUGUGAGAGAGAGACGGAAGCAGAGGAAAGGCAAUUGACCAGAUGUUUUCCUCCAAGUCUUAGAUUACAUAGAGCUUCUCUAUGGGGUGGAGAAAUUAAUGUACUAUCCUCUGUUGGCAUUUCUGGGCUUUGUCCCUCUCCCCGGUCUUUGUCCUUUUCCCAUUUUUCUGUUGCUGGAUGUCUGUAUUUGUAUGUGUGGCAUUUCUGGAUCUUUGGAUAGUCUGUUUUGAGGAGAAUCUUGCUUAACAUGCUUGGUGGUGCUGACUGCUAAAUUGGGCUGCCUUGACUCAGCCUUGUGGACCACACCUCAUCCUGCCCAGGACCUGCGCAGUACAGCUGGGUUUCAAAACAGAAUCCAUCGCCUCUUCUCCAUAUAGGAAUCUCUUGAUAAUUAAUUGCCAGAGCAAGCUACCCAUGAACUCUGUCCCCUGUUUCCUGUUUUCAAGAGGCCUUGCAUUAAGCAGACUGUCUUUUAUUUUUCAGCUGGAGAUGGCAAAGUGUACGAGAGGGUCCUGGACUACAACAAAACCAUCCAGGCUCUUACACUUCCAAAAAACAUUCCAGAUACCAACCCCUAUCGCUCCAGCCCUUGUGAGUAGCUUGAUGUCUGGAAGAAAGGCCCUUUUUUGUUGUGUGAAAUACUUGCAAUUUUGUAAUGAGCUGCUCCUUCCCAGUAAAUGUAAACCACCAUGGAAAACUUGGUUCUAAAAAAUAAGCUGAUUUUCCUCUCCAAAUCAGUGGUCUAGCCCUCAUGUGGUUAAUGGUAAACACAGUUAACACAAGCCAAAGUGAAUGUUUUUGAACUCCUCCUUCCAGCUGCAAGGCAGAGCCUGAAAUUUGCUGGAGUUCCUCCUGCUCAUGCAUGUCAUGCUAAACCACAGUUUAGUGUGACGUAGAGGAACUGCCAAUUACAGGCAAUGGCUUUCCACUAACUAGAGGCUGAAACUUCUAAUCUGCUGCCCUCCUGUGCAGGGAAGGAGGAGGAAGUCCACAAUCUUCAGAGAGAUUGAAAACCUCAUCAGUUAUAAUUUCUUUUCCUUUGGCCCAGUAAACAUAAGAGAAUGUAUUUAGGCCACCAUAAAGCCCUUGAAGAAGGGAGCUCCAGAGUUAAGCUGCUGAGGAGGCAUCCCCCUUAAUUUAGAAUGUUAACAGUGGCAGUACUUAGCAGUUUAUUUACGUGCUUCUUGAAGGUCAAGGCUUGUGACAAUCUCAUCAAACUCCUGCAUCUCACAAUUUGGUUGCUGAGCUUCUGCAUCUUGGAUCUUCAGCUGAAAUAGGGUCAUGGUAAGAUUCCUCACCUAAUCCCAGCUCCCUUUCAUUUGGCUCUGCAGCAGACGUCACAACCCACUUUGACAAUGUAUUUUGGUUCGGGGACUUCAAUUUCCGCCUGAACGAGGAUCGGGAGGUGGUGGAGCAGAUCCUUAGCCAAGGGCUGGAAGCGGACAUGUCUAAGUUGCUACAGCAUGACCAGUUGAUUAAGGAAAUGGCCAGUGGUAAGGAGAAUAUCACAGCCAUGUUUCCAUCCCAAAACUAAAGCUUGAUUCAGCCCUGAUGAAGCCAUGGGGAAAGUUGACUCUUUGCAUCCUUCCCUCCCACAGGAUCAAUUUUCAAGGGGUUCCAAGAGGCUCCCAUUCUUUUCCGCCCUUCCUACAAGUUUGAUGUUGGGCAGGACUCCUACGAUACUACCUCCAAGCAGAGGACACCAUCAUACACGGUAAGAACUUCUACAUGAGCAGCAGACAGCAUCUCACCUGGAAACGUCAGGAAGAAUGAUAUUGUGCCUUGGUGGGAAAGAAGUACAGCACUUGCCACUGAGUGUCUUUUAUACUUGUGAAAAGGAAAGUGCCCUUGGAAGAGAGCUGGCUGUUUCUCUGCUGUAGCGAUUAACUCACCUUUCCCCUCUUUGCCCCUUGGAUUUCUCAGGAUCGUGUGAUCUACCGGAGCCGUCACAAGGAUGACAUUCAAGCUGUGAAAUACUCUUCCUGCCUUGGGAUCAAAACGUCAGACCACCGGCCUGUAUAUGGGUUGUUUCGUGUCAAAGUGAGACCUGGAAGAGACAAGUUAGUAUUGACACUUUGCGUCAUGGUGGCCUUUGGCAUAAAUCUGAUGGAGGGCUGGAGAUGAGGGGUAGGUACUAAGCAGCCUCCAAGAGAGAGCAGACUGGUAGCACUUGUUCCCCUGCUGUAGGGAACCACAUUGGCACAGGAAUUGCGUCAUGGGCAGGCAGCACAGGUCUUGCAGACUAGUCCCCAGAGAGGGAUGUGUGGUCUAAUUCAGUAAAAAGUCUUUAUUUUGACAGUAGCAUGAUUAACCAGAGUGGCUGGGGCAGCCCAGUUGUAUGGGUGGGAUAUAAGUAAUACAUUAUUAUUAUUAUUAUUAUUAUUAUUAUUAUUAUUAUUAUUCUCUCAACUCCUCUCAUCCUACUCAGCCACUGGGGCUGGUGGAAGUCAUAGUCCAGCAGCAUCUGGAGGUUCCCCACACCUGGCAUGGAUAUCCCUUGACAGCAAGGAUGGGAAAACAGAGGCCCUCUGGAUGUUGCUGAAUAAUACUCCCCACCAUCAGCACCAGCAUCUUCCUUGAGCCUUGACGAUGCUGGCUACUGGGGUUGCUGGGAGUUAAGAGUUCAACAAGUGUUGGAGAUGCCAGGCAGGUCCCAGAGUCCUGCUUUUAUGGCUUGUGAAGAUGCAGCUUCCUUCACCUGCGUGUCACUUCCCACCUAAAUGCUGCCUUGUCUCUUUCCAGCAUCCCACUGGCUGCUGGCCUGUUUGAUCGAGAACUCUACUUGAUUGGCAUCAGGCGACGUAUCACCAGGGAACUUCAGAGGAAGCAAGCACUCAAGGACCAAAAAGCCAGUGCCGUCUGUUCUGUUUCCUGACCUCAAAGGGCCAUCCAAAGAGGGCUUUUCUGAGCUGGGCACAAGAGGAGCUUCUGACUCCUCCCCACAGUGAAAGGGCCUGUGCAGGAAAAGCGCCAGCAUCUGUCGCUUGGGGCCUCCUGCCAUCAGGUCUUUGAAACUGCCUUGUCGCUGCUGUGCCUGGAAACAUGGAAGGAAUGCUCUUGAGGUUGACAGUGACUGGCUCUUUGUAGACACUUGAUCACAAGAAGGCAACAAACUUGUCCAGUGGAGCUGGGGGGAGACUUUCCUAGACUGAGAUGCUCCCUUGUCUCAUUGAUGCCGUUUUGGGAAACUUGUUGCCUGAAAAAGGGUCAUGGGCAUCCUUUUUGUGUUUCAAGACCAUGUGCUCACAUCUUGGUUUUCAUCAGGUGCCUCUGGGGACCAGCUCUGGGAACAUUCUGCAUCUGUAUUUUUACUCCAUUCGUUCCCUGCCACCAAGAAGCUGAAUAUGCAGAAACAUUUGAGCAUGCUGCUAGCUUCAUUUGCCCCCCAAAACACAUUGUUUUCUCAAUUCCAGAAAGAGCAAAGUCCCCAUCUGGGACAGGCACAUUUAUUUUUGAAGUAGGAAGUGCCAGGGAGAGUGCUGAUGGCAUGUUGCAACUCAUGGGAAGGGCCUCGGAUAUCUUCCCUCAUUCCCAGACCUGGACAUAGAUUAGUAGUAUUAAGAAAUAGAAGGCUUUCUGGUUUCAUUGAACCAAGAACCUUUGUUGCUUGUCUCUUCCCAGCUGGCUACAAAAAUCAGUAUUCUUUGUGGCAAGACCAAAUUUUGACUUGUCAACAGGUGCAAAGCAGGGCCGCAGGCAUGUUGGAGUUUUGGGUUUACCCUUCCACCAUUUGGUUGCUUGUUAUUGCUCUGGACUGCAUUUGUGUCCAUAAUUUAAUAAACCAAGAGCUGGAUUUCUAAAAACUUAUUUCAAAUGUGUCAAGCUUUCCUUCCUCUUCAGCUGCAGUUU